GUUGGCGUAUAGAGUUUAAAUCGUUUAUUAAAUUUUAGCCAACAUUUUAAUGGAGAAUAAGCAUCUCGUUUCUUCUUGUCGUAUUUGCAAUGGGCUACCGACGGUUCCCCUGUCUGGUAUUGACGAACAAAAUGGAAAAAGUCUAUAUGAGCUGUUGUCUGAUUUUGCGAAUGUUCCGGUCGAAAUAAAUGAUGGAAAACCAUCACACAUUUGCAAUGAAUGUUCUGAAAAGCUGCAAUCUAGCAUAGCAUUUCGAACGCAAAUUCAAGAAGCAGAAAAAGUGUUACAGUCGAUUGUGAGGAACCUACUUGAAUCGCCGACAACCAACGACAUUAAAAUUGAGACGGCUGACGAGGAUAAUUUUGUAUAUGAAUAUUUGGAAGAGGAUACAGCGGUUGAUUCGAAUAAAAUUGACGAUGACGGAAGUUCUAACAGCAGUAAAAGCUUAUCAGUUCCUUCAACCCACAUAAAUGAGGCACCCCAACAUUUACGCCAUGUGAAAGGUGAAUCUCAACAACCCGAAUACUCGCUGGAAGCGAUAGACGAUACGGUGGAGGAGGUAGAAAAUAGGUUCUCCUUUCAGGUACCCUCUGAGAACAGAAUUGCUCAGAGGUUGAAUUUCGUUGAUUUCGAGUAUUUUGAAAUUAAUGGAGAACGAUGCUGUGGGUGUAGUUUCAUUGCUGCGAGCAGAGAUGAUUUGAUGAAACAUUCAAAAGCGACGCAUGCACAUAACUACUAUCCGGACAGCAGUUACACCUGUCCUACAUGCUACCAGAAGUACCCAACGCAAGAUCAAUUAUCCAAGCACAUCGAUUUCUACUCGUGCAGUGAUAUUUUUCUUUGCACAAUUUGUGAUGAGCCGUUUGUUCAAAAGAACCAUCUGGAGAAGCAUCAAGCAAAUAGCCUUGAACACCGAUUAAGGUCGGAAAAGUUUGUAAGCGAAAAGGAAACGCCAACAGGGGUUGCUCAGAAGAAUCAUCUCAAUAAGGCAGCUGUUAGCUUUACGACUCGUAAAAGAUCACGUGCGAGUGUGACACAGAAAUCGGCCACAACAAAUUUUUGUUGUUUCGUACGAUGUUGGGAAAGUUUUGAGAAUCAUGAAAAACUAAUGGCACAUGUGCAUCAAGUCCACGACGGCAAACGGCGAGAAAACGAACUAUCUUGUUUGCAAGAUUCCUUUGAUACUGCGAAAUAUAUAUGUUCCAUUUGCCAGAGAACCUUCGAAAACAAUGCCAAGCUGAUGCAACACCAAUUCUACAAGCAAAAUCGUGAAGAGCACGUUUGCCAAGAAUGUGGUCAAAACUUUUACAAGCUACAUGCUCUGCGAGAUCACGAGCUAAAGGAACACAGCCAGCAGCCACCGGAAUAUGAGUGUGAUGUUUGUGGAAAGGCUUUUCGCAAGUCAUCGGUAUUGAAACAUCACCGUAAAAUCCACGUUCCCUUUGAAAAUGUUCCUUGCACUGAACCCGGCUGUAAGCUAAGUUUCCGAGAUGAAGCGUUGAUGAAGCGCCACUGCCGAAACGUCCAUGGAGAUGUUUUCCCCUGGGAGUGUCAGUUCUGUCCGAAAAAGUUGCGAACCAAAGAAGCGAUGGAUAUUCAUGUACGAGUACAUACGGGUGAAAAACCGUUUGCCUGUAGGGAAGGAUGCGAAAGACGAUUCGCUCAUGCCACAGAUCGGGCACGACAUGAACGAUCCAAACACACGGGAGAAAAACCGCACAAGUGUGACCAGUGUACGGCAGCGUAUGUCCGACGGCGCGAACUGGUGAUACACUUGAAAAAACAACACGGCAGCGAUAGAGGUUGAGGUAAGUUUGUGCAUUCGUUUUUAAAAUAUAGGCGAUUAUCUAAGAAAUGAAA
Messenger RNA from Topomyia yanbarensis, 1860 nucleotides. Its product is annotated as zinc finger protein 845-like. Gene Ontology annotation, molecular function: chromatin insulator sequence binding; zinc ion binding. Lineage: Eukaryota; Metazoa; Arthropoda; Insecta; Diptera; Culicidae. The transcript has 3 exons. The record is from RefSeq and is a predicted model, not a curated record. Gene Ontology annotation, cellular component: chromosome; nucleus. Bases 50 to 1807 code for a protein of 585 amino acids. Gene Ontology annotation, biological process: regulation of transcription by RNA polymerase II.